This is a messenger RNA of Alnus glutinosa, 4280 nucleotides long. RefSeq lists its product as uncharacterized. NCBI's taxonomy places the organism in Eukaryota, Viridiplantae, Streptophyta, Magnoliopsida, Fagales, Betulaceae. Gene Ontology annotation, molecular function: GTPase activity; U3 snoRNA binding; GTP binding. Gene Ontology annotation, biological process: maturation of SSU-rRNA from tricistronic rRNA transcript (SSU-rRNA, 5.8S rRNA, LSU-rRNA); endonucleolytic cleavage of tricistronic rRNA transcript (SSU-rRNA, 5.8S rRNA, LSU-rRNA); ribosome biogenesis. The record is from RefSeq and is a predicted model, not a curated record. Bases 185 to 3838 code for a protein of 1217 amino acids. Gene Ontology annotation, cellular component: 90S preribosome; nucleus. The transcript has 18 exons.
UCUGAAGUCUAAACCCAUUGCCGCCAUAGCCGUAGCUCGCACAUCCGAAACAAAACCCUAAACCCUAACCACUAUUUCUCUCCAGCGCUUUUGCUUAAGAUAAAGUGGGAACCUCAACUGCUCUCCCAUUCUGCUAAUUCCAACAAGUGCUUUUCUCUGCUAGGGUUUUCUUUCUCAAGCAGCCAUGGCUUUAGAUAGCACCGGCACUGAUCAGUCGCACAAGGCUCAUCGAUCUCGCCAGGCCGGUCCCAAGAAGAAGGCAAAAUCCGAUAAGAAGAAAAAGAAAAAUAUUUCCGAGAACGACAAGAAACAAAACCCUAAGGCAUUUGCUUUUAGUUCGUCGGUGAAGGCGAAGCGAUUACAGUCGCGGUCGGUCGAGAAAGAGCAGCGAAGGCUUCACGUGCCGGUGAUCGAUCGCUCUUACGGUGAACCAGCGCCAUUUGUUGUUGUGGUGCAUGGACCUCCCAAGGUUGGGAAGUCGCUUCUAAUAAAGUCUCUUAUAAAGCAUUAUACAAAACAUAACAUGCCUGAGGUUCGAGGCCCAAUUACCAUUGUAUCAGGUAAGCAAAGGCGGGUACAGUUUGUGGAGUGCCCGAACGAUAUCAAUGGCAUGAUUGAUGCAGCGAAGUUUGCCGAUCUGGCUUUGCUUCUUAUAGAUGGAAGUUAUGGUUUCGAAAUGGAAACUUUUGAAUUCCUGAAUAUAUUACAAGUUCAUGGGUUCCCAAAGGUUAUGGGAGUUCUCACUCAUCUUGAUAAGUUCAUGGAUGCAAAGAAACUGAAGAAAACAAAACAGCGUCUCAAGCAUCGUUUCUGGACUGAAAUAUAUGAUGGAGCAAAAUUGUUUUAUUUAUCUGGACUAAUUAAUGGAAAGUAUCCAAAGCGUGAAAUUCACAAUCUUGCACGGUUUAUCUCUGUAAUGAAAUUUCAUCCUUUGUCUUGGCGAGCUUCUCAUCCUUAUAUUUUGGUAGAUCGUUUUGAAGAUGUUACUCCUCCUGAGCAAGUGCGUAUGAAUAAAAAAUGUGAUAGAAAUGUCACUCUUUAUGGUUAUUUGCGAGGUUGUAAUAUGAAGAAGGGAACUAAGGUGCAUAUUGCUGGUGUGGGUGAUUUCAGUGUAGCUGGUGUUACAGGGUUAGCUGAUCCUUGUCCUUUACCAUCAGCUGCAAAAAAGAAAGGGUUGCGUGAUAAAGAAAAAUUGUUUUAUGCACCAAUGUCUGGACUUGGGGAUCUUCUCUAUGACAAGGAUGCUGUCUAUAUAAACAUAAAUGACCACUUUGUUCAGUUUUCUAAAGUUGAUGAUGAAAAUGGGGGAUUGAAAGACAAAGGAAAGGACCGAGAUGUGGGUGAGGUUUUGGUGAAAUCUCUUCAGAACACAAAAUACUCAAUUGACGAGAAGUUAGAAAAGAGCUUCAUUAGCCUUUUUGGCCGAAAGCCUAAUAUGUUGUCAGAGGCUCAAAAUGAUGCAAAAGAUGAUCAUGUAACUGUAGAGCAGGUUCAUGAAAUAGAGCCUUCAGAAAGAGAUCAUUCUGCGGAAGAAAUUGAAGUUGAUGAAUCUGAUGAAGAAAGUGAUGGCGAUGAUGUGGAUGGUUUGAAAUCUUCAGAUCAAGAUGAAGCCAUCCAGAAAGAUGCAAUAAUAAAAAGCGAAGGUAGUGGUUCCAAAGAAGAGAAUGCCUAUGCAUUAAAGCAGCAAUCUCGUCUUAAAAAUCACUUGCAGGAACAUGUUGAGUACCAUGGUGGAAGAUUAAGGCGAAAAGCUUUCUUUGGAAACGAUGUUGAUCAUGACGAUUUGAAGGACUCGGACAAGGAGAAUGAAGUUAGUGGCGAUGAUGCAGAUAAUCAGACAUCCUCUGGUUCAGAUUUUUCAGAAGAAGAUGGAGAGGUUCAUGAAACAGAUGAAGAUGACAUGGGAAACAUUGCAAAGUGGAAAGAGUCUUUGAUGGAAAGGACCGUCUUGAGGCAAAACACUAAUCUUAUGCAACUUGUAUAUGGGAAAACUACAUCAACAUCUACUACAACACUGAAUGAAGCACAGGAUAGUAGUGAUGAUGAAGAAAGUGAUGGAGAAGACUUCUUUAAGCCUAAAGGAGAAGGGAAAAAGAAUCUAAAAGAAGGAUUUGAUGACGGAAAUGUGAAUGCUGAGGACUGUUCCAAAUUCACCAAUUAUGAAAAUCUGAAAAACUGGAAAGAGGAAGAGCUUAUUCAGAGUAUUCGUGACCGUUUUGUAACUGGUGACUGGGAAAAAGCUAAAAGUGGAAAUGAAAUCCCGGAAGCCAACACUGAAGAUGAUGAUGCUGUCUAUGGCGAAGAUUUAGAAGGGGGGGAAUACAAGAGGCAUCAGACAGAUGAUAUUGGCAAUGGUGCAAUCCAAAAGGAAGAUGACUCGGCAGCUGAGGAGCGAAGGCUUAAGAAGCUUGCUCUCCGCGCAAAGUUUGACGCACAAUUUGAUGGAUCUGACUCACUAGAUGAGGAAGAUGAUAAAAAGGAUGGAGCCAAGUUUCAUCGAAGUCAAGCUAAUGAAAGUAGUUAUUUUGACAAGUUGAAGGAGGAGAUGGAACUCCGCAAACAAUUGAAUAUAUCUGAACUCAAUGAUCUUGAUGAGUCCACGCGAAUAGAGAUAGAGGGCUUUCGGACGGGAACUUACCUGAGAUUGGAGGUUCACGAUGUUCCUUUUGAGAUGGUUGACUAUUUUGAUCCGUGCCAUCCUAUUUUGGUUGGAGGCAUUGGUCUUGGGGAGGAAAAUGUUGGAUACAUGCAGGCUAGGUUAAAGCGGCACAGAUGGCACAAGAAAGUCCUGAAGAAUAGAGAUCCCAUAAUUGUUUCAAUUGGAUGGAGGCGUUACCAAACGAUGCCUAUUUAUGCCACUGAGGAUCAGAAUGGAAGGCAUCGCAUGCUUAAGUACACUCAUGAACACAUGCAUUGCCUUGCCAUGUUCUGGGGCCCCCUUGCCCCUCCUAAUACUGGGGUGGUUGCUGUUCAGAAUCUAUCAAACAAUCAAUCUUCAUUUAGGAUUACUGCAACUGCAGUUGUGCUUGAGUUCAAUCAUGCUGCUCGGAUAGUUAAGAAAAUCAAGCUGGUUGGUUACCCCUGCAAGAUCUUCAAGAAGACAGCACUUAUCAAGGAUAUGUUUACUUCAGAUCUUGAAGUCGCUCGGUUUGAAGGUGCAUCUGUUCGAACUGUCAGUGGGAUCCGGGGCCAGCUUAAGAAGGCUGCAAAAGAAGAGAUUGGUAACCAACCAAAACAGAAGGGAGGACAACCUAGAGAAGGGAUUGUGAGGUGUACCUUUGAGGAUAAGAUCAAGAUGAGUGACAUUGUUUUCUUGCGUGCAUGGACUCAAGUCGAAGUUCCUCACUUUUACAAUCCAUUGUCGACGGCCUUACAACCUCGUGAUCAAACCUGGCAAGGAAUGAAAACCGUAGCUGAAUUGAGGAGAGAACACAAUCUUUCCAUUCCUAUUAAUAAGGAUUCACUCUACAAGCCAAUUGAAAGGAAGCCAAAGACGUACAACCCCUUGGUGGUUCCCAAGCAAUUGCGGGCAGCUCUCCCAUUUGCAUCAAAGCCCAAGGAUAUACCUAGUCGGAAACGGCCACUUCUUGAAAAUAGAAGACCGGCUGUUGUCAUGGAGCCCCACGAGCGAAAAGUCCAUGCUCUUGUUCAACAUCUUCAGUUGAUUAGAAAUGAGAAGAUGAAGAAGCGAAAGCUUAAGGAAGAGAAGAAGAAGAAAGAAGUUGAGGUGGAAAGAACCAAAGAUGAGCUGUUGUCAAAAAAGCGCCGGAGAGAAGAAAGACGUGAGAGAUAUCGAGUGCAAGAUAAACUAAAGAAGAAGAUUCGGAGAAGUGAGUAGGCCUGAUGGUCUCUUUGCAGAAAUGGUUCAUAGAGCAUUUGUGUUGGGCCGCUGGCAAAUCAGGUUUAUGUUGUCCCAAAAGUAUAAAGCAUGCUGCAUCUGACGUGCAUAACUUAUCUCAAGACAGCCUUCACAUCUAUCUCGCUUGAAACUCGGUGGUGUCUCAACACGGGACGAUCCUGGUUAGCAAUUUUGGCAGGCCACAAGCAAAGGAAAAGUGCUCACUUCCUCAGGACUUUCUGUUGCUGUUGUGGUUGGUUCUAUUGUUUAAUUACCUGUGAUGUUUAUAAUUUGUUUCAAGCUUCUGAGUACAUCUUAUAGUAAUUGCAAACACAGCCAAUUGGUUUGUACUUCGGACAGUCGCUUUUGGGAAGUUGCAAGAGUUUUACAAACUCUAGUUGGAAGCAUUAUCAUAAAUUAAACAGCUGCAAAAUUGCUGCUA